GGUGUCUGAUUCCAAAACAAACCACUCGAGAGAAAUCUGAACUCUUUUUUGGUGGGUAAGUUCUCUCUCUAAAAUCCCCUGAGAUUCUCUCUCUCUAAACUCCCAUCGAAUCAAAUUCUCUACAUCGAAUCGAAUUCAAUCAAAUCAACGCUCUCAGCCUCUUUCAAUCAAGCACUUGUCGAUUUCACCUAGGAGUUCAUCUGCAACGAGGCGAUGUCGAGUGUGCCUUCAUCGGCAUCGAGCUCCGUCUCCGUCCCGGGUUCGAACCCUACCGCCGUUUCCUCGCAGUUCACGUACUCUAAUGGUUCCUACUUUCCGAUGCCGUUCCACCUCCAACAACAACCACCGCCACAAGCGUACGUCGCUGCUCCUCCUGUGCAAAUCCCCGCGCCUCCUGUCGUUCCUUCUGUCUAUGCGGCAGCUCCGGUCCCCCUGCCCGGUGUUUACUCGCUGCCGCAGUAUCAACAGGCCCAGCAGCUGUUCCAAAGGGAUGCGCAGACAAUCACACCUGAAGCUCUUGAGAGUGUAAAAGCUGCCCUAGCAAGCAGUGAAAUUGAGCACAAGGCAGAAACGAAAAAGAAAGCAAUACCUCGUAAAGCUGCAGGGCAGGCUUGGGAGGAUCCAACUCUUGCAGAAUGGCCAGAAAAUGAUUAUCGUCUAUUUUGUGGCGACCUUGGAAAUGAGGUGAAUGAUGAUGUACUGUCAAAAGCAUUUUCACGAUUUCCUUCAUUUAACAUGGCAAGGGUUGUGAGAGAUAAGCGCACUGGCAAAACUAAGGGCUAUGGAUUUGUUAGUUUUGCCAACCUUACAGACCUUGCAGCAGCACUUAAAGAAAUGAAUGGUAAAUAUGUUGGAAAUCGGCCAAUCAAACUACGUAAGAGCAACUGGAGAGAGAGGACAGAUUUUGAAGCCUUGGAAAGACAAAAGAACCAUACUCAAAAGAAACCAAGGCUUCAUAAGAAGAGCGUGUUGCACAAGUGAGGACCCACCUAAUGAUGGUAGCCAAGGGUAAAGUUAUGAAAUCCUUAAUGUGCAAUGCAUAUGUGAAACGCUUGUCAGAUGAAUGGGUACUCCAGUUCUGCUUUCAUGGGCAUCCACUUAUGAGGUCAUCUUCAAACGUUUAAUAUAAUGUACUGCGAGAUUCAUAUUUUCAGUUGAAUUUGUGUAUUGGUAAAUACUCUGAUUUGCGAGGAAAAUUUUACAUUGAAGUAGUUUGGACUUUGUUGAAAACUGAAUGUUCUUUUAACAUACUAGAGUUUGUUGUAGGCAUGAAUAGACCAGGUAUAUAUUCCUACUUGAUGUAAAAAUUGACUCUGAAUUCAUAAAUGCACACUACCUCUAUUAAGUAUUA
Cornus florida is the source of this 1351-nucleotide messenger RNA. RefSeq lists its product as uncharacterized. NCBI's taxonomy places the organism in Eukaryota, Viridiplantae, Streptophyta, Magnoliopsida, Cornales, Cornaceae. The transcript is spliced from 7 exons. The record is from RefSeq and is a predicted model, not a curated record. Gene Ontology annotation, molecular function: mRNA binding. The coding region runs from base 214 to 981 and encodes 255 amino acids.